Solea solea (common sole) is the source of this 2234-nucleotide messenger RNA. RefSeq names its product glutamine synthetase-like. The record is from RefSeq and is a predicted model, not a curated record. The transcript has 7 exons. The coding region runs from base 162 to 1283 and encodes 373 amino acids. NCBI's taxonomy places the organism in Eukaryota, Metazoa, Chordata, Actinopteri, Pleuronectiformes, Soleidae. Gene Ontology annotation, molecular function: glutamine synthetase activity. Gene Ontology annotation, cellular component: cytoplasm.
GCGCGAGCGCAGCUGUAUAAAUCCACCAGGACGCGCAGAACAACAGGAAUGAACAACGAUCGAACGUGUGAGCGCCACCUCUCUGCUGUGUCCACUGCUGCUUCUCUGCCGCUCGUCUUUAUCUUCACUUAACAUCCGGUUUUGGUGGUCACAUCGAGAAAAUGGCCACAUCAUCGAGUUCAACGUUGAACAAAGCUGUGAAGCAGCAGUACAUGAGUCUUCCUCAGGGCGACAAAGUCCAGGUCAUGUACAUCUGGAUCGACGGCUCAGGAGAGGGACUGCGCUGUAAGACCAGAACUUUGGAUUCUGAACCCAAGACCAUCGAGGAACUUCCCGAGUGGAACUUUGACGGCUCCAGCACGUAUCAGUCCGAGGGCUCCAACAGCGACAUGUUCCUUAUCCCGGUGUCCAUGUUCAGAGACCCGUUCAGGCAAGACCCCAACAAGCUGGUGCUGUGUGAAGUCCUCAAGUACAACCGCAAACCUGCAGAGACGAACCUGCGGCAGACGUGUAAUAAGAUCAUGAGCAUGGUGGAGAACAAUCACCCGUGGUUCGGUAUGGAGCAGGAGUACACCCUGCUGGGCACAGACGGUCACCCGUUCGGCUGGCCCUCCAACGGCUUCCCGGGUCCACAAGGACCUUAUUACUGUGGCGUGGGAGCAGAUAAAGCGUACGGACGCGACGUGGUGGAGGCUCAUUACAGAGCCUGUCUGUACGCUGGAGUUCAGAUUUGUGGUACCAAUGCUGAGGUCAUGCCAGCUCAGUGGGAGUUCCAGGUUGGCCCUUGUGAAGGCAUCAACAUGGGGGACCACCUGUGGAUCGCUCGCUUCAUCCUUCACCGGGUCUGUGAGGAUUUCGGAGUCGUGGUGUCCUUUGACCCCAAGCCUAUCUCAGGGAACUGGAACGGUGCCGGCUGCCACACCAACUUCAGCACAAAGGAAAUGCGAGAGGAUGGCGGACUGAAAGUCAUUGAGGACGCGAUCGACAGGCUGUCGAAGAGACACCAGUAUCACAUCCGGGCCUACGAUCCCAAAGGUGGGCUGGACAACGCCAGACGCCUCACAGGUCGUCACGAAACCUCCAGCAUUGACGAGUUUUCCGCGGGCGUGGCUAACCGUGGAGCCAGCAUCCGCAUCCCGCGCACUGUGGGGCAGGACAUGAAGGGCUACUUCGAGGACCGCCGCCCGUCAGCUAACUGUGACCCGUACAUUGUCACAGAGGCCCUGGUGCGCACGUGUUUACUCAAAGAAGAAGGGGGGGAGCCCCGGGAUUACACCAAAUGAACAGUCGCAGACAAAGAGUCGUUAGGAGUACUGUAUUCAAGGAGUUGAGGUUUUGUUGAUGUGUGGUUGCAUGAGGUACUGACACCCUGUGAAAACAUGACUGACCAGUGACGACAUGAGGUCAGUCACUCACUUAACUAAAGACUUAGCUUAAGUCUACGAUAUCUUUCUCACUGUUAGACAGACUUUUUCAACAGGAAACUGAAGUUUAUAAACCACUCACUCACUCUCCCACACCAAAGUCCACAGAGAAAAUCAGUGAUUUUAACAUCACACACACAGGAGUUGUUGAUCUACAAACAAACUUGCCAAACAAGGCAGCAGUAGAGCAGCAGCUCCUGUGUCCCCGCCAGCUAAAAUAGGUGGAAUUUGGUGUGGGAGAGUGAGAUGUUUACAAACUUGAGUUUCCUGACAGUGCAAAAAUAUUCUGCUCAAGUAAAAGUACUAUUACUUAAUGAAAAGCUUUGUGUAAUGUUGAGAUACAUGGGUGUGUAUGUUCGUGGAAGAAUGGCAGUCCCUCAUACAAACACACUGCAACUAAACCUCUAUCGCUAUCACUAUCGAUCACUUAAACCUUUAAACACUCGGUGGAUUGAUUUUUCUGUUGUUUUUCCUGACAGAUGAAAUGCGUUGAUGCUGCUCCUGUCUUUUUCUUGGUUUUUUAGCUCUCACCAUGACACUGCCUUUCUGUCGGCUACAUUGUUGUUUAACUUGUACUAAUGAAAACACAGGAUGUUGAUGUUGUAAAGGAUCCAUGAGGCGUUGAAUGUUCUUCAGCGUCGAAGCCGCUGUCGCAGUCGGGGCACAGUCGUGUUUGUAGAUAGUCACAAUCAUAAUGUAAGCCAAUCUACUUUUGUAUGUUUUUGAAUAACACAUGUCUGGUUUUGUGGGGGGUUUCCACUUACUAAUUGUCACUUACAAGAAAUAUGAAAUAAACUGUAAACAUUUUUA